This is a messenger RNA of Hordeum vulgare subsp. vulgare (domesticated barley), 913 nucleotides long. RefSeq lists its product as uncharacterized. The record is from RefSeq and is a predicted model, not a curated record. The transcript is spliced from 5 exons. NCBI's taxonomy places the organism in Eukaryota, Viridiplantae, Streptophyta, Magnoliopsida, Poales, Poaceae. The coding region runs from base 47 to 628 and encodes 193 amino acids.
UUUCGCUCCUAGGAGACGCGCUUGGCUCUUGGGCGCGGUGUGAAGGAUGGGCUCUCUGUCGGACACACAGGCGAAUGGCGACCGUCAGCCGCCGCCGGCGGAGGCGGAGGAUGCUGUGGCGCAGGUCGAGGAGGGAGAUACCGGCGAGAAGAUGGAGGGCGUCGCGUCCAUCGCGCUGCUGCCCUCUGGCGCCAUCUCCGGCCACUUCAUCCGCCUCCCGGACUCCGCCUGCUACGGCCUCCAGGGCACCCCGAUACCAUGCGAGAGGGAAUGUAGCCGAGGAGAUGAUUACCGCCUCAUAAAGCUCUCCAUCAUUAAUUUUAAGAGGAAAACAGAGAAGGUGGUUGUGGUGGAAUGCAGGGGACAUGAUGCUGCUCGGUUACAAAACAUUGACCAUUUGCAUGGAUGGGAAGAUGAUGUUGUUGGGUUGGUUCAAAAGAAACAUGGGAACAAGAAAGUCCUGGUCUCUUUCGAAUGCGAGACGCUAAAGGCCGAUAAAGCCGCCGAAGAACAUAUUAGCAAGUAUAUGCCAAAUCUUUGCGGACUGGAUGCAGUUGUAAACACGGGGAAGAUGAGCAUCUCUGGCAUCAACCUCGACGAGGACGAUGAACCAAGCGGCGACAGCUGAGAGCAUAAACACUUUGUCAGGUGCGACUUGUCAAUGCCGUCGACAAAGCAGGACUGUGUGUCGCUGUUACAACAGCAUGAGUUUUAUGCGACAGCGCUUGUGUUUCUGCACUGUGCGCUUUGUAGCAAGUCUCUCAAGGGAAUGUGUGUUGCCGUUGCUGCAUCUGCCAUGAUCCUGAUGAGGGAAUUAGGGCCAGUUCUUUUGCAGCUUAUUUGAGCUUAUUGUCAAAAUAAGCUAGAAGUGCAAAAGAACUCGUUUUUGAGAAGUCACUUGAGCUUAUUUUCA